UGCCACUCGUAAGCGACAUUUAGUCUUUUAACGUUUUGUUUUUCAUGUCUUUGUGUGCACUUUAGGUAACCACUGAGAUACAAUCCGUAUUUUUUCGGUGUUUACUACUGAGCAGCGUUCAUUCCCAUUUUUCCGACAGCACCUUAACGCAGCAGCAGGAGCUCAUCUGUUGGAUAGGGAAACUAACCAGGAGCCAAGUAAAGACUUUUCAGUAUUGCUAGCUACCAGGCUAGCGAGGUUUUAAAGUCAGCCGUCCACACGACAAAGGAGUACGGACUUUGUUUGAGAAGUACAGCGUCUCCUCUGUACAAGAAACAACAUUCGAGCAAUGUUAUAGCAGCAUAAUUUUGUUGUUGAGCUGAAAGUACAAGGCAGACAGCCGCUGGCCAGCUGAAGCUUGCGGCUAGCUCAUUAGCUGGGAGAGAAGUGCAAGUGGAGGCAAGAAAAUGGAGCUGGACGACGUAGUCCUGUAUCAGGACGACUCGGGCAACUCUGCCAUGAUGUCCGAGCGGGUCUCAGGUCUGGCCAGCUCCAUUUACCGAGAGUUUGAGCGACUCAUCGAGAAAUACGACGAGGACGUAGUGAAGGAGCUGAUGCCGCUGGUCGUCGCAGUGCUGGAGAACUUGGACUCGGUGUUCGCUGUCAACCAGGAGCACGAAGUGGAGCUGGAGCUGCUGAAGGAGGACAACGAGCAACUAGUUACCCAGUACGAGAGAGAGAAGGCGCUGAGAAAACACGUAGAGGAGAGGUACAUCGUCUUUGAAGAUUCUCAGGAAGGCGAGAAGAAAGACCUCCAGUGUCGACUGGUGACGCUGGAGUCUCAUACACGACAACUGGAGCUAAAAACGAAAAACUAUGCAGACCAGAUUAGCAGAUUGGAGGAGAGAGAAGCAGAGCUCAAGAAGGAGUACAAUGCUCUUCAUCAGAGACACACUGAGAUGAUCCACAGCUACAUGGAGCACCUGGAGCGGACGAAACACCAGCAUGCCAUGAUGACAGCAGAGUCCUCAGAUACAGGCACACCAGCCAGAACACGGAAAGAGCGCCCCAUUUCCAUGGGCAUUUUCCAACUUCCUGGGACUGAUGGUGUGACCCCUGACGUCCGGAGAGGACCUGUGGACACCCCAUCUGAACCAUGGAGAUUCAAUAACCUUAGCCAUCCAUGCUCCAACACCAGCCUCAAGUUGGAGGAACUAUUUUCCCCAAUCAGAAUGAAAAGUGAGAGUUCACAAGAGAAUAUUCCCCAUCAGGAGGCUGAUCAGGACCAGGAUGAAUUAGCUCAUGUGAACCGCGGAAGCCCAAAAUCCAGCAGCACGCCGACCAACCAGGGAAGUAUCUCCAAAAGUGGAACUCCCGCGUCUUUACAAGAUGGAGGGUCCAAAUCCAACACUUCCAUGUCCUCUCAGGGUGGUACCUCUAAAUCAAACACACCCACGUCUGCACACAGCCGUAAUUCUCAGUCCACAACACCACUCUAUCCUCAUGACGGAGGGUCCACUGGCAUGAGUGCAGUGUCCAGUCUCACGGCAGGGUCUGCCUCUGCCAUGGCACUGUCUAGUGAUGUUGCCAUGGCGUCUGUGGACACACCUGUACAGGAGCAGGAUGGGCUCAACAAGAACCUGGACCGCAACAGUGGAAAACCUGAGAGCAGUAAGAACAUCACAGCAGUGCAGGGAGGACAGCGGGGGCAGCUCGGUGAUGACAGGCUGGAGUUUGCUACCACACCUCUCCAAAGUGAUGAUGGAACAGACAACCUGGAGAAGUCAGAGGUGCAGGCGAUCAUAGAGUCCACUCCUGAACUGGACAUGGACCUUGCUGGCUGCAGAGGAACAAGUACUCCAACUAAAGGUGGCAUAGAGAAUCUAGCAUUCGACCGUAACACUGAGUCUCUGUUUGAGGAGCUGUCGUCUGCAGGAAACGACCUCAUAGGAGACGUUGACGAAGGAGCUGACCUGCUGGGUAUGGGUCGAGAAGUUGAACACCUUAUCCAUGAGAACACCCAGCUGCUGGAGACCAAAAAUGCUUUGAAUGUGGUGAAGAAUGACCUGAUAGCACAAGUAGACGAACUGUCAUGUGAGAAGGAGGUUCUCCGAGGAGAGCUGGAUGCUGUCACUCUGGCCAAGACCAAACUGGAGGAGAAGAACAAAGACCUGGAAGAAGAACUCAAGAAAGUUCGAGCAGAACUGGAAGAUACCAAACAGAAGGUCAAGAAUGACAAUGAAGAUGAUAGUGAUGUACCUACAGCACAAAGGAAGCGCUUCACCAGGGUAGAGAUGGCCAGAGUUCUGAUGGAGAGGAACCAAUAUAAGGAGAGGCUGAUGGAGCUGCAGGAGGCUGUCAGGUGGACAGAGAUGAUCCGGGCUUCAAAGGAGAACCCAGUUCUUCCAGAGAAGAAGAAAUCCAGUCUCUGGCAAUUGAGUUUCAGCCGUUUGUUUAGCUCGUCGGGCGGAGCAGCCAAGAAGCCGGCGGUGGAGGCGCCAGUGAACGUCAAGUACAACGCUCCCACCUCUCAGAUUCAGCCGUCCGUCAAGAAGAAGAGUAGCACCCUGCAGCAGCUGCCCAGUGACAAGAGCAAAGCCUUCGACUUCCUCAAUGAGGAAGCUGCAGCUGAUAAUGUGGUGUCCAGGCGAGAACAGAAGAGGGCUCAGUACCAGCAGGUCAAAGCCCACGUCCAGAAGGAGGACGGCAGAGUGCAGGCAUACGGCUGGAGCCUGCCUAAGAAAUUCAAAGCCAAUGGUGGUCAAACAGAAAGCAAGAUGAAGAAUCUACCUGUUCCUGUCUUUCUUAGACCACUGGAUGAGAAAGAUGCUUCUAUGAAGCUGUGGUGUGCUGCUGGCGUGAACCUCUCUGGAGGUAAAACCAGAGACGGGGGUUCGAUUGUGGGAGCCAGUGUGUUUUACAGUGAUGUGCCAGGACCAGAGAGCCCUAAAAAGAAGAUAGGAUCUCAGAGCAGCCUGGAUAAACUGGAUCAGGAACUCAAGGAGCAGCAGAAGGAGCUGCGGCACCAGGAUGAGAUGUCGUCACUGGUUUGGAUUUGCACCAGCACCCAAUCUACCACUAAAGCUGUUGUCAUUGACGCCAAUCAGCCCGGAAACAUCCUGGAGAGCUUCUUUGUUUGUAAUUCCCACGUGCUCUGCAUUGCUAGCGUACCGGGUGCAAGAGAAACGGACUACCCAGCUGGAGAAGAAGUACCUACAAACUCUGAUGCAGGACCAGUGGGAGAUGGCAACUCGUCAGCAACCAAUAGCAGCUCAGCGGGUGGCGACAGCGUGCUUGGAGGCAUCACUGUGGUGGGCUGUGAAGCGGAGGGAGCGACAGCUGUUCCUCAGACUGCAGGCCCUCCUGGAAAACAUGGAGAAACUGAAUCCAAACCAGCAGAGGAAGCCACAGAGGCAACAGAGAGCAGUGCAGGAGUCGCAGACCAGCGAGAAAGCCUGAGAGGAGUCUACACUGAACAUGUGUUCACUGAUCCACUAGGAGCUCAGCAGACAGCAGAGACUCCAGCCAACUAUUCUCAGAGGGAGAGUGAUCUGCUGAAAGAUGGCGUGAGUUCAAAUCCCAAUGCAGAGGAGCAGGACCUGAUGAGAGAAGAGGCUCAGAAAAUGAGCAGUGUUCUCCCCACUAUGUGGCUGGGAGCACAGAACGGAUGUGUGUACGUCCACUCCUCUGUGGCUCAGUGGAAGAAGUGUCUCCAUUCUAUAAAGCUGAAGGACUCCGUGCUCGGCAUAGUACAUGUGAAAGGGCGAGUGCUGGUUGGUCUCUCUGAUGGCACAUUAGCCAUUUUCCACAGAGGAGUAGAUGGACAGUGGGACCUGACCAACUACCAUUUGUUAGACUUGGGGAGGCCUCAUCACUCCAUCCGCUGCAUGACUGUAGUGCAUGACAAGGUGUGGUGUGGCUACAGGAACAAGAUCUAUGUGGUGCAGCCCAAAGCCAUGAAGAUUGAGAAAUCCUUUGACGCCCACCCUCGUAAGGAUAGUCAGGUACGUCAGCUGGCCUGGGACGGUGAUGGUAUCUGGGUGUCCAUCAGACUUGACUCUACUCUCAGGCUGUUCCACGCUCACACCUACCAGCACCUCCAGGACGUCGACAUUGAGCCAUACGUCAGCAAGAUGCUGGGUACGGGCAAACUGGGAUUCUCAUUUGUGAGGAUCACAGCUCUCAUGGUGUCAUGUAAUCGUCUGUGGAUCGGGACUGGUAACGGAGUCAUCAUCUCCAUCCCUCUGACAGAGACCAACAAGGCGACCAAGGCAGGAAGUAACCAUCCUGGAAGUGCGGUUCGUGUCUACGGGGACGACAGUGGCGACAAAGUGACAGCCGGGACAUUCGUUCCCUACUGCUCCAUGGCUCACGCUCAGCUCUGUUUCCACGGUCACCGGGAUGCUGUCAAGUUCUUCACAGCUGUUCCAGGUCAUGCAGUUCCAUCUGCAUCCUGCGGAGGAGAGGCAGCAGGUGACAAGGCGACAGAUGCCACAGCUCAGGAAGGAAACAAGUCCAUGCUGGUGAUGAGCGGAGGGGAAGGCUACAUUGACUUCAGAAUGGGUGAUGAGGAUGGCGAGGUGGAGGAUGCAGAGAGGCCUCCCAUGAAACUGCAGCCCUUCCUGGCUAAAGCUGAGCGCAGCCACCUCAUCGUCUGGCAGGUCCUUUGCAACGAGGACUGAACUCUGACCCCUGAGGCCUGAUUUGCCUUUUCUCUCAAACUACUGCCACAGAUGGAGAGUUGAGGUGGGCAACUCGCCUCUGCAGGCACGAGUUUAAUCAGCACUUUGUUUUCUUCCUCAGUUCUGAACAAUAAGAGUGAAACAAGCAAAAACUGCUCUAAGAGCUUUUUCUCACUGAUAACUUGGAUGCAUGUUUUAUUAUUAUUUGUCUUCUUUUUGUUUUGUUUGUUUGUUUUUUAUUUUAUGGAUUUGAAUUACAAUCUGUUGUACUGCCUCCUUCUCUUGUAAUAUUAUUUGAGGUGAGCUGUCAUUGAGUACAGAGCCUUUACUUUGUGUUUGUUAUAUUUGCUCAGCAAAUACAUGUCAUUUUCUUUCUGACAUUGUCCAAGUUCCCUCCACUCAAUCCAGUUACUUUGUGCUCAUGCUGGGCUCGGUUGAUGCUAAAUCAGUUGUUCCCCUGUUGCCCUUUAAUAAUGUAAGAUGGGCAGUCUUGUGUGGGAGCCAGUCAUGUGGGAAUCUUGGAUCAAUUUCAAAUUGUAUUUCAUGCUGAUUUUUGUUUUUUCAUCCUUUGAGAACUUCGCUUUUGAAAAGUCAAGCAAUGUUAUUGAUCUCCAGUUAUCUUUGAGCCAAAUGCAAUAAGUCACAUAUUCAUCUAGUUAGCAUUUGUUCAAGAAGACAGUUUCUCUAAAUAUUCAAUAUGUAGGAUUGGUAGCACAGCUUGUGCCUUGUUUAUUACUAUUACAGUCAAGUCACGGAUCUGCACACGCAAUUUUUCUUAAAAGUAGAACACCCAGCAAAUCACUUUUGUCAAAGUACAUCUACAAUCAAAAAUAUAUCCCGUCAACUUCAUAAAAAAUAAGAUUUUAAUGUAGUUUUUCCUAAUGAACAAAAGUUCUAUUUCAUACAAAACUACAUGUUUUUUUAACAUAGAUAUGUAAUUUCUAGCUGCCCAAAUCAACAAAUACAGUUGAAAAAAAGGUUUGUUUUCAUUUAUCUUGAAGCGGAUGAAAUAUUUUUUGGUCAAGUUGGAUCAGAGAGUCUUUAGAAAUACAUUCAUGUCAACAGUCAACUGUUGACAAAAGAACCCUUCAUAAAUGUGGGAUGGAUUGCCAUGAAAAUCUGGACAGAUGGUCUUAGACCCCAGAAAAGGAAUCCUGACAUUUUCUUUAGAGCCACAAAUAGGUCCGGGAUUUUACUUAUCUUGUAAAUAUCUCCUACAUAGAUUGGCAGAGAAUAUUGUACAGAUGUUUAUGAUCCCUAGUGGAUGAGUCACCAUAAGGUUAGCAUUUUAGUUCUUUAUUAAAUAUCUCAACAACCCUUGGGUAGUUUGCUGUGAAGGAUGAGUUGUAAUAACUUUGAUCAGAAUGAGGUAUGCUGCUUUAUUGACAAAUACCUGUGAAACAAAUCAUAUUGCCAUCAACCGCAGCUUUACUUUGUGUUUAGUAUCAAUUAGCCACAGUUAGCAUGCUAACUUAUGGUGAACAGUCUGCCUGCUAAACAUCAGCAUUGACACUGAUAUUAAUCCUAAUGUAAUUUACAUUGUAGCAUUUGUUUAAAAAAAAAAAAACAAAACAGCAGAACUUGGAAAAAAAAGUUCAAGAUUUUUGAAUCACUGAAGAACUACCAAAAAAAAAGCUUCUAAUAUGAGUCCUCAUGAUGUACCUCUACAUGGUGGUCGUGUCUGCAUAAGUAAUGAAAAUAAUUAGCUAUGUGGCCUACAGUGAUUUGCUACACAGAGAAACUGUGUGAGUCAUGGUCUCAGUCUGGACACCCUAUAAAAAUUGUCUGGCCUUGUCACUGAGCAUCACAGAACUGCUAGCAUGAAAGAAUCAGAUGCUUUGCUCUGUAAAUUGAAUGUAAUGGUAAUGCACAAGAGGCACAAACUGAAGCUGGAGUAGAGGCACUGCAACUCUCACCUUUUUAAUUCCAGAACUCCAUUCACAAAACCCUUAAUUCUGAAAUGAAGAGCAGCAGCAGCUGUAUCCACACUCUCAGUCCUCCCUCCUUCAUCCCUUUAACUUUAGAGACCUGUGUUUAAUCCAUGAAAGAAGAUGUUACUGGUCCUCUGCUCUCCAUGGAGCCACCAGCUCCGCUCAGUCGCCACUUUAAGACUUGCCUUAGGUAUGAAGGUUUGAAAGGAUGGAGUGACAAAGUAUUUAUUUUUCUGAAAGAAUGUUCCAUUUGCUACCAAAGGUUAAAGAAUUCUGGAUGGAUAGUUCGCCACAUGCUGACACAGUAAUAGUGUCUCGUCUAGUAUGGCACCUUUCAGUGGCGUGUUUGCCUCCAUGUAGAUAACGUGCAGGUUUUUCUAACAGAAAUCCUAGUGUAUAGAUAAGAUAUAUUUUUAGACUUUCAUAUUUGGAAAUUGAAAUAUUUUCAGGGUGUGAGAGAAGAGAAUGUCCUGGACCUGUUACUAAGAGAGGAGAGAACAAGCAGCCGCACUGAGGAUUACAUCCCCCUCCCUCUCUAAUCCUUAUCUUGACAUUCAGAGGUCAAAACUCGAACACUGACAUGUUUGGUUUUGCAGCGCUGCUCUGCCCCCUUUGUACUAGACUAUGAUGAUUAUUUGAGAUCCCCUCCUGAUUUUAAGCCCAUAAACUGAGAAAAUGUUUGAAGUCUAUUUUUAUGAACUUUAAUGUCUGUCUUUAGAUUGUCCUCUGACUUUUUUGCAUCAGAUGUUCUUUUGGGUGUAACUGAGACUGUAUUUCUGGUCUGUGUGUUCCAGUACACUGCACUCAUGUUUUUUUUGUUUUGUCCUCUUUGUAUUGAACAGCAUCAGAGGAGGCCUGUCCUCGUCAUGCAAGUGUGUGUGUGUGUGUGUGUGUGUGUGUGUGUGUGUGUGUGUGUGUGUGUGUGUGUGUGUGUGUGUGUGUGGGUGUGUGUCUUCUCUCCAGGAGAGAAGAGAAUAUUAUUGCAGUUUAGCCAUUUCAGUAUUUAUUUACAAUGAUUGAGCCUUUGCAAUUCAGAAUGUAUCUUUGUACAUUGAAUAUGAAUAUAUAUGAUUAUAUAUGUAUGAAACCUGAACAUGACUUGGGUUUAUUGUUUGGACAACAGUUGCUGCUGUUGGAUUGAUGAAUUUGUUUUGCAGAGGGUGACUUUGCUCAGCUAUGCAGUGUGUCUCUGAGGGGACAGCAGUGAUUGUGGGGUUUUUAAAGUGCAGCCUGUCCACACACAUAAUCAGUUAUCUCCUCCAGCAUGGGAAAUCAAGUCAAACUGAACUCCAGGCAGUGACUGGGCAGCUCCAUCCCAUCACAGCACGACAGAGGAAACCUUCUCCUCCGCACGUCUGUAUCGUCCCUCUCAUCUGCACAUGCUUUUCAUUAACUUGGCAGGGGCUCCAUUUCUUCCAGGUUUGCAGUACAUACACCAUCUUGUACUUCUGCAGCAUCUCUAGCCUUACUUAUUUUUAACAAUCGAUUAAAGCGACUUGUGGGAA
This is a messenger RNA of Amphiprion ocellaris (clown anemonefish), 8097 nucleotides long. It is a transcript of the gene spag9b, whose product is annotated as sperm associated antigen 9b. Gene Ontology annotation, cellular component: cytoplasm. Gene Ontology annotation, molecular function: JUN kinase binding; kinesin binding; signaling receptor complex adaptor activity. The coding region runs from base 447 to 4661 and encodes 1404 amino acids. The transcript is spliced from 30 exons. The record is from RefSeq and is a predicted model, not a curated record. Gene Ontology annotation, biological process: vesicle-mediated transport. NCBI's taxonomy places the organism in Eukaryota, Metazoa, Chordata, Actinopteri, Pomacentridae.